This is a messenger RNA of Enterospora canceri, 186 nucleotides long. Lineage: Eukaryota; Fungi; Microsporidia; Enterocytozoonidae. The record is from the annotation of a GenBank genome assembly.
AUGUUUUUAAUAAUUUUAGAACAAAAAACAAUAAAAGUGCAAUGUUAUAUAACGUCAAAAAAUGAUAGCUAUAAUUUACUAGAGAACAGAAUCUUAAAUAAAAAAUAUAAAGUGAAUCUUAAUUUCAUAAGAUAUUUUAAAUAUCUGAGUUUAAUAAAAGGCUUUUCAAAUGUAACCAAUUUCUAA